AUGCAUUGGUGUGUGUGUCCCGUUCGUGAAAUCGCCGACGCGCCAGGUCCCCACCUCAGCCCCGUGCCACACGGAACCGCCUCCUCUCCGUCCCCGACCCAGCCAUCAGUGGGUAGACGGGCAUCGGUAGCACCAGCUCCGGGUCAGGCCAAGGCCGACUUCCAACACGGCCAAUGGCCAAUGGACAAUACGGUCCAUCAGUCCAUCAGAUGGUGCUCAUCAAGGACGCUCAUAGGACGAAAAGGCUUCCUUCUGGAAGUUACACUCAUCCAGAGCCACAUCUAUUUGAGUACCAUGGCCCUUCAAGAGUUCAUGAUUUCGCCUGCGACCACGUCCCCAGGCUAUCCAGCGUCGCUGGACUUAUACGCAAGAAAAGACGAGGUCUGCGACCUCGAAGGAUGGCGCAUUGGUCUGCAGAAGGCAGCCGCCCAGAACCUGACGAGACAGCUGCAGGAGAUGCCCUCCAACCUCCUCACACCCACAGCUUUUGCGCAGAAUGUCGUCGAGGUGCUGUGCAAAUCCGGUGUCAAUGUGGAGGUCAAGGUCGAGGGCUGGGCCGAGAGCCAGUCAAUGCACGCCUUCCUGGCUGUGGGCAAGGCCUCGUGCGAGCCACCCAUCUUCCUGGAGCUGAGUUACUACGGCACCUGUGCCGAGGAGCGCCCCAUUGUGCUGGUGGGCCAAGGCGUGACUUACGAUGCUGGAGGAUUGUGCCUGAAAGAGAAACAUGAGCUCUUCCAUAUGCGUGGCGACAUGACCGGGGCCGCCGUUGUGGUGGCCUGUUGUCGAGCUGUGGCUGGCCUGCGUUUACCGGUCAACAUUCGCGGCCUGAUACCUCUUUGUGAAAACGUAGUGGGCUGCAAUUCGGUCCGUACUGGGGACAUGGUCAAGUCCAUGAACGGCAAGACCAUCGAGAUCCAGUGCACCGAUCACGAGGAUGUACUGGUCCUGGCAGACGCCCUGCUGUAUGCGCAAAACUUCUGUCCCAAGUGCAUCAUUGACGUCGGCACCUGCUCGGGCUACAUGCGCCAGGCCCUGGAUGAGUCGGCUGCGGGGGUCUUUACCAACUCGGAGAUCCUGUGGCAGCAGAUCAAGCACGCCAGCAUGCAUACCGGAGAUCGUGUGUGGCGCUUCCCAUUGUGGAAAUAUUACAGCAAGGCCGUGCGUGCCGGGGGACGCAGCGAUGUGCAGAACUAUGGCAUUGACCGAGGUGGACGUCCCUGCAAGGCCGCUGCCUUUCUCCGUGAGUUUGUGCCCUGUGGCCAGUGGAUGCAUAUUGAUGCCACAAAUGUUAUGGUGACAAAGGGCUUCGAAUACGAGUAUCUGCGCAAGGGAAUGGCCGCCCGACCCGAACACUGGUGGAGUUUAUUGAUCUGACGAUUUGCAAGGAUACGACCCCACGUUUGGCCAAGUAAUCAAUCUCUAACGGGAAUCCAAUGUUAUAUAUAUUUUUUACUGUGUUUUUUGACGAUGCCACACACGAACA
This is a messenger RNA of Drosophila persimilis, 1483 nucleotides long. Its product is annotated as cytosol aminopeptidase-like. Gene Ontology annotation, cellular component: cytoplasm. The record is from RefSeq and is a predicted model, not a curated record. Bases 1 to 1374 code for a protein of 457 amino acids. The transcript is spliced from 5 exons. Gene Ontology annotation, molecular function: manganese ion binding; metalloaminopeptidase activity. NCBI's taxonomy places the organism in Eukaryota, Metazoa, Arthropoda, Insecta, Diptera, Drosophilidae. Gene Ontology annotation, biological process: proteolysis.